CCCAGCAUGGAUGGUUACACAGUCCUGAGAGUGAUCGGGGAGGGCUCCUUUGGCAGAGUCCUUUUGGUUCAGCAGGAAAGCAGCAAUCGGAUGUUCGCCAUGAAGGAAAUAAGGCUUCCCAAGUCUUUCUCUGGUACACAGAAUUCUAGGAAGGAGGCUGUUUUGUUAGCCAAAAUGAAACACCCCAAUAUUGUUGCCUUUGAAGAAUCAUUUGAAGCUGAAGGACAUCUCUAUAUUGCGAUGGAAUAUUGUGAUGGAGGGGACUUAAUGCAAAAGAUUAAACAUCAGAAAGGGAAGUUGUUUCCUGAAGAUAAGAUACUUCAUUGGUUUGCACAACUGUGCCUUGGAGUAAAUCACAUUCACAAGAAACAUGUGUUACAUAGAGAUAUCAAAUCCAAGAAUAUCUUCCUCACCCAAAAUGGAAAAGUAAAACUGGGAGAUUUUGGAUCUGCCCGUCUUCUCUCCAAUCCCAUGGCGUUUGCUUGUACUUAUGUGGGAACACCUUACUAUGUGCCCCCGGAAAUUUGGGAAAAUAUGCCUUAUAACAAUAAAAGUGACAUCUGGUCCUUGGGAUGCAUUCUGUAUGAACUCUGUACCCUGAAGCAUCCAUUUCAGGCAAAUAGUUGGAAAAGUCUUAUCCUCAAAAUAUGUCAUGGGUCCUUGAGCCCGCUGCCAUCUCAUUAUUCCUACGAGCUUCAGCAUCUAAUCAAGCAGAUGUUUAAAAGGAAUCCCUCCCAUCGCCCCUCAACUACCACCCUUCUCUCUAGAGGCACUUUAGCUCGGCUUAUCCAGAAGUGCUUAACCCCAGAGAUCAUCACAGAAUAUGGUGAGCAGGUAUUAGAAGAAACCAGAAAAUCUAAACAUAGUACACCAAGAAAAAAGGCAGACUCCAGCAGAAUCAGGAUUGCUUUGGAGAAAGAAGCAAGCACAGUACAAAGGGAAGAACAAGGUAGAAAGUGCAGCCACCCUGAUUUAGAAAGAAUUAAUGAAAAUUCAGUUGCAAGUGCAUUGAGGAGAAUAAACAGAGAAGAGAAAGUUGGUGAGUCAGUCCACCCAAGGAGAGCCAGCCCGCCGAGUGCUGUCCGGCGACAGUGGGAGAAGGGUGCACCCACCGCAGCGCUUGCGGCCCUGGAGGACACAGCCCUGCUCACCUCCAGCUCAUCCGCAGAGGAAGGCAGAGGUGGUUCUGUAAUACAGUACAGUGGAAAUAAUACUCGUAAGCAGUGGCUCAAAGAGACGCCUGAAACCUUGUUGAACAUCCUUAAGAAUGCUGAUCUCAGCUUGGCAUUUCAAACAUACACAAUAUAUAGACCAGGUUCAGAAGGGUUCUUGAAAGGUCCCUUGUCUGAAGAAACAGAAACAUCAGACAGUGUUGACGGAGGUUACGAUGCUGUCAUUUUGGAUCCAGAGAGAAUCGAACCUAGACUGGAUGAGGAAGACACGGACUUUGAGGAAGACGACAACUACGACUGGGUGUCAGAACUGAAGCAGAGAGCUGGCUGGCAGGGAAGCGUCUGACGGCUGAUGCCCAAG
Molecule: messenger RNA, 1533 nt
Organism: Molossus molossus (Pallas's mastiff bat)
Lineage: Eukaryota; Metazoa; Chordata; Mammalia; Chiroptera; Molossidae
Gene: NEK3
Product: NIMA related kinase 3
Exons: 15
Coding region: 7-1518 (503 amino acids)
Biological process (GO): protein phosphorylation
Molecular function (GO): protein kinase activity; ATP binding
Source: RefSeq, a predicted model, not a curated record